Messenger RNA from Mugil cephalus (flathead mullet), 6734 nucleotides. It is a transcript of the gene arhgap32a, whose product is annotated as Rho GTPase activating protein 32a. Gene Ontology annotation, cellular component: fibrillar center; cell cortex; nucleoplasm. Gene Ontology annotation, molecular function: phosphatidylinositol binding; protein binding; GTPase activator activity. The record is from RefSeq and is a predicted model, not a curated record. The coding region runs from base 634 to 5691 and encodes 1685 amino acids. The transcript is spliced from 22 exons. Gene Ontology annotation, biological process: small GTPase-mediated signal transduction. Lineage: Eukaryota; Metazoa; Chordata; Actinopteri; Mugiliformes; Mugilidae.
AUUUGGUCCCCAUCAGUCUGAAUAUCACAUUAUCUCCUUCAGUGGACUAGCACAGUAAGAUGAUGUAUGAGGAUGAGUGAUUUAGACCAGUUUUCUCUCCUCUCACUGUUACCACCCACCUACAGUGGAGGCUUAUGUAAUUCUGUACCAAGCAUUACCUAACACCGACCAAUUUGCCAGAUGGGGCUCCUCGGGCUGGUGAAUAUUAUCAUACGGGGUCUCACAUGCACCCACUCCUGCCUCAUAUCUGGGUCCUUGACUUUCAAAAGGUCUGGGGACCCCUGAGGCUGUAACAUCCUAGGCGCGCGCACGACGUCGGUGCGCGCUCCGGGCGCAGAGUGCAGAUCCUCUGCUCUCAGGCAGUCAGCCAGCCUCGGCUCCCCGGAAAAGACUCUCUCUUUUUUUGCGAUGCCGCACCCGAUCAGGGUUUUUUUUUUUUUUUUCCUCCCCAAAACCAGCUACCUCAAAUGAUCAGCAGUGAGUCCGCGUGUGUGUCCGAGCUGCCCCUUUCUGCAGUGCGAUGCUGACAACAUGUUUCCUCGUCGAGAAGCUCGUCGCUGUGCAGCAUAGAGGAGGCGAGCGGAGUGGAGCAGCAGCGUGCUCGGUUACAGGCUGUUGCAGAAAGGCAGAAUCAUGGAGGCUGGAUGCGUGGUUGCCGCGGUGAUCGAGAACGCUGCCUCAGGACCCCAGGGAGAACCAGGAAGUAGUGACGUCCUUGAGGGCGAUGUGCCACCACCUACUGACCUGGACAAAGAUGAUGCCUUACCUCAAUCUGCCAACAUUAACUCUCCAGAAGAGAAGCAGCCACAGGAGACAUCCACUGCCAUGGUGAAGAACGAUGAUAUCACAGAGCACCCGGCCGAGCCUCUCCUGCGCUCUUGCGUCAGCACGGCCAGCAUGAAGGUCAAGAACAUGAAGAAGCUCACGUUCCCCAGAGGCCACUUCCCCAGAUUGGCAGAGUGCGCCCACUUCCACUAUGAGACUGUUGAUUUUGGAAACGUUCAGCUGGCCUUUGCAGAGGGACAGAGCGAAGGGCCGAAGGCCGGGCUGGACUCCAAAGAGCUGGUCUUUCUGGUCCAGGUCACCUGCCAGGGUCGAAACUGGCUGGUGAAGAGAUCCUACGAAGACUUCCGGGUGCUGGACAAACACCUGCACUUGUGUAUCUAUGACCGCCGCUACUCCCACCUUGCCGAGCUGCCGCGAUACAACACGUUGAAGGACACUGUAGAGUCAGUCACCACGAUGUUGGCAACCUACCUGUCCCGCUUCUCUGUCAUCGCUGACAACAAGAUCAACUGUGGGCCAGUUCUAACGUGGAUGGAGAUCGACAACAAGGGGAACCAUCUGCUGGUGUCUGAAGAAUCUUCGAUCAACGUCCCCGCCAUCGCUGCUGCCCACGUCACCAAGCGUUACACGGCCCAGGCCACGGAUGAGCUAACCUUUGAGGUGGGAGACAUUGUGUCUGUCAUCGACAUGCCUCCGAAGGAAGACACGGGCUGGUGGAGAGGAAAACACGGCUUUCAGGUGGGUUUCUUCCCCUGCGACUGUGUUGAGCUGAUAAAUGAGAAGAUUCCCCCCAGCGUUCAAAGCUCCGUGCCAAAGCCAGUGUGUAAGAAGCACGGAAAGCUGGUGACGUUCCUGAGGACUUUCAUGAAGUCUCGGCCGCCGCCGCAGAAGCUCCGGGCGCGAGGCAUCCUCCGAGAGCGAGUGUUUGGCUGCGACCUCGGGGAACAUCUCCACAACUCAGGACACGAAGUCCCACAGGUUGUCAAGAGUUGUGCCGAGUUCAUAGAGAAGCAUGGAGUCGUGGAUGGUAUCUACAGACUCUCUGGGAUCUCCUCCAACAUUCAGAAACUGAGACACGAGUUUGACUCCGAACAGAUCCCAGACUUGACCAGAGAUGUCUUCAGACAGGAUAUCCACUCGGUUGGCUCGUUGUGCAAGCUGUACUUCAGGGAGCUGCCCAACCCUCUGCUCACCUACCAGCUCUACGACAGAUUCUCAGAGGCCGUGUCUGCAGCCACUGAUGAGGAGAGGCUGGUCAAAAUACACAAUGUCAUCCAGCAGCUGCCUCCUCCACAUUACAGGACUCUGGAGUUCCUCAUGAGGCACCUCUCCCACCUCGCCACCUUCAGCCCCAUCACUAACAUGCACACUAAAAACCUGGCUAUCGUCUGGGCGCCUAACCUCCUCAGGUCCAGACAGAUCGAGUCGGCCUGCUUCAGUGGCACGGCGGCGUUCAUGGAGGUGCGUAUCCAGUCGGUGGUGGUGGAGUUCAUCCUCAACAACACGGAGACGCUCUUCAGUCCGAAGCUCAACGCCAUCAUAAGAGAAAGCACUGGGAACAGCACCUUAUCCAGACCGAAAUCCCUGAUGGUCUGCUCCCCGUCCACUAAGCUGCUAUCUUUGGAGGAGGCCCAGGCUCGCACUCAGGCGCAGCUGGGCUCUCCAGCUACAACUCCCUGCCUCACCCACAGUGACUACAUUGAGGUUGGCGAGGGACCUGAAGCUCUCCUUGGAAAGUUCCACACAGUCAUCGAGCUCCCGAUGGAGAGCUGCAAGCGGCCUCCUGCUAAGGCUAAGAAGUCUCCAGUUGGGAACUGGCUCUCGUUUUUCCAUCUGGGCAAGUCCCAUUCUGUGUCCAAACGUAAACUGAAGCGACACCCCAGUGAGCCAAACGAGAUAAAGAGCAUUGCACUGCCAGGAGGAAGAGGAGAUAGCGGCACACUGCGCUCCACCAAAAGUGAAGAAUCUCUCACCUCUUUGCACAACUUAGAAGGAGAACCUCCAAAUUACCGCCCCCUCAGACCUCGUUCAACUAGUGAGGCCAUUUCUGCCCUCAGUAGAGAUGACCUGCACAACACCAGAAGGAAAGAAGACCGCAGAUCUCGCCCACUGAGUGAAAGUCAUAAUGGUGCUGAUCGUGUCCACACUGCCGCAUGUGUUUCCCCUCCGCACCAGGAGGAUGAUCUUGACCUUUUCCCGCCGGCUGCAGGCAUGUCUACUUUGGACUUUGACCCCAUGUCUUUUCAGUGCAGCCCACCCUCAGCCACCCCUGGUCCGCAACACAGCAAAGAUGGAAAUAAAUGGAGGAAGAGUGUGGGGUGCUCCAGUGAAUCAGAGCCCAUCUCCUCCCCUAACAACAACAACAACAUCAGCCGCUCGCAGUCUCCAGAUAUCAGCCCAGUUCUUGGUAAAAAUGUGAGCAAGGUUACCUCCAAGCAGCUCUCUCCCAAACUCAGGAAGAAAUCCUUUAAGACUCAAGCAGAUGUCCAGUCUGCGUCCGCCUCUAUUCGACCUCUACACCCUUCCUCCCCCUUAGUGGAUAAAUGUGCAGCUCCAGUGACAGAUGGAAAAGAGCCCAGAGCGUCUUAUCAACACUGCAGCCCACUCAGCACAGCGAGCCAGGCAUCAGCCAUGACAGACCUCAGCCAAUCUGCACAGAACCUCCCUGAUCCAGGAACAGAUAGACUUAUGAGUUCAGUGUCUGUUCUCCCUCCUCACCCUCCCUUGACGAGUGCUGCACGCAAGUUGGCUCUGGCUCUCGCCGAAUCUGCCCAGAAGGCCAGCAGUGGCUCCCAAAGAAGAAGCAACGCCCCAUUGCCGUCUCACGCACCGGACAGGCUACCGAGGCCCUCUGUCCUCGAUCUCAAAGUGUAUCCUCAGGAGUACUGCGGCCCUCACGUCUCCUCCGUUUCUCAGUGGCAACCAUCAGCGCACAGCCCCGUCGAGUCUCACCGCUGCCCUCAUCCUGUCCAUUUCCCACCUUCACACCUCUGCCCGGAGCCGCUAACGGUCGCCGACGGACAGGAAAGCAUGUGCAAUUUCACUCCAAAUGUCAGCCCGCUCGGGUCAGGAAGCUUGGAUGAAGGCAGCGCGGAGAGGAGGGACCGCCGAGAGGAAAAGGAGCUCAGAGAUGUCACACAAGCAGAGCACACUUAUCACAGUGUUGGAGUUUCGACACCCACUCCACCUGUCGUCUCGGCUCAGAGCCCGACAACUUCUCCUGUAUAUGUCAACACCGACUCUAUCAAUGUUUUUAAUUUCCGCGCCGUUCUGGCGGAGACCUCCAUGCCUGCCUCCGUUGAGGAGGUCAUCCCUCGUCCGUUACAGCCUUCCUCAAGCCGUCGCUACAGCCCAGAGGAGGAGAGACCUCUGGGCAUUUUUGAGGAUGUCUAUAGUAAUUAUCAUCAUCAUCAUCAGCGGCCAAUUCAAACGGGGCGAAUGCCUGCACCUCACUGCCCUCGGCCUGAUGCUCUGCCACGUCACCUUUCUGGGCCAAAAGGCUUGUACAGACAGUCCUCUGAAAGCCGCUACAGCACUUUAGGUUUAAGGCAGCCGUUGUCACCUCAGUACAGGCGUUACCGGAGAGAUGAGCACCUUAUCAGUGGUUGCCACAGGCAACAAGGCCAGUGGCAGAGGUCAGAAGACAGAGGAGCCGGGCACCCUGCCAUUCGGAGGGCUCGCUCCUUUCAUGCCCCUCAGAUUAGUCACUACGAGUUGGCAGAGACAGAAGUCUUGCCCCCUGACACCAUGUUUUAUGUUGAGCAGACGACAAGCCAGGAAGCACCCUAUCAGAGGCUGAUUCAGACCGGACUUUAUCCUGUUCGGCCACAGAACACACAGGCCGACUACCGCUACAACCCAUAUUCAGACAUGAACCCAGCAGAUGCCUCACACUACUAUGCUGAUCCCGGCCGGCAAAGCAGUAUCCGACACAGUCAGUCUUACACGAUGCGAUCCACGAGGGAAGGUGGACAAUCGGACUACUACAACUACUCUCCUCAACGGGUUCCGCCCGUGAACAGAGAGCUUUACAUAGAAAGCAGGGACACUGUUGUUUAUGAGGCUAGAGAUGCAGAAGUUUUUGAAAGAGUCAUAUACCAACCAGUCAAUCAGGAGAGCAAAUCCAGACAUAAAAACCCGUAUCCAGCUGCAUCUCCCAUCGAGAGUCCUGUCUCACCAACUGACGCAAGAAACAGAGACAUAAUUCACACAAGAAGCAAGUCAGACCCCGGGAAUGCCUGCCUCCUCUCCACCAACAGGAUGGAAAGCCAAAACGUCGUGGUCACAUCGCCAAUUUCUCCUAAGUCCCAACAACUUGAUCGUGACGUGAGCAGGCAGCAUUAUGGUCACCGCUCUGACUCGGGACCAUCCAGGCGGAUUCAGAUCAAAGACAACUCCUCGCAGCAGCCGCUGCUUCGCAAAGUCCCCUCGCUCCCAGAAAGAGCCUGUCUUAACCUCAAGAACAUCGAGCACAAUGACAGAAGCCACGCACGAGGUCAUGACCAGGAUCGAUUAAUGAUGACCAACGCUGUCAACAGCUACUCCGGCAAUGUGAAACCCAGCAUCCUCAGAAGACCAGGAAGGUCACAGAGCACCAGAGAAAAUCGUCACUACUAUCAUUACCACGCCAAAUCCCCUCUGGAUCCUGAACAUCUGGGAUCAUUUUCCAGUCAGCCCAACAGAAGGACUCAGAGCACUAAAGUCAGGCCCACACAAUACGACCACAUGGAGGAGUAUUAUGCAGCACCCAAACCUAAACCCACAAGAUCCGGUAAAGCUACUGCCGGAUAUUUGCCCGGCCAGGGCUGCAUGUCUCCCCGUGGGCACAGACUGCUGUCCAAGGCUCUGGGUCACGAUGCUUUUUAUCAUGCUGCACUGAGAUCAGAGGCCGGGGUGUAUGAGUGAUUCUGAACGCUGACUUUUAUCCGAUUCCACAUUGGGGCCAAAGGAGAACAGCACUUUAUCCUCAGCCAGGCCAACAGACUGUUGCGUUGAAAGCGUGUUUGUUUUAACCUUCAGGAGCUGCUAAAAAAAAUGUGUGAAGUGAGGCUGCUGCUGGAGAUCAAAAUGUCGGCAUCACUGGUAGUUCAUAUUUUGCAAUGGCUUCUCGGGAAGCUCAAAGGGAAGAAAAGGAACUGUGUGCAGAUAUUGUCUUAAAUUAAAAUCUCUGAAAAUUAACGGUAACGAAAAAAAAGAUGGCCGACAUGUUUUAUUUAAUGCCUAAACGACAUAACAAGGGAUGACAAGGUACAUUAACAUUUUACUAAUAUGAUUUUUAAGUGUAGGAAUGUGUAUAAAACAACAUAACAUUCAUUUAAAGUGUAUUAUAUUUGUAUAAAUAACACACAGCUAACAUGUGGCCAAUGUACUGUACAUUUUGUUUUCUAUUCUGGUCUGCUCAGACUUCAACAAGCACUUUUGAGGAUAACUGUGUAUGAAACACAUUGUCUUAACGUGGUGUACAUGAAGCCUCUCGAUAUAUAUUUUUUCCUGUAAGAAACGGCUUGCUCUGAAUCAUCGUUUAAUGCUAAAUCAGCACUUUUUUUUGGAGGAGGCGGGGAUGAAAUGGAACGUAACCUCAUGGUUUCUAACUUUUCACAUUUUUCUUUAUCACACGUUGUAUAAUGCAAUUUAAAAUAACAAAGUGUGCUAUGAUUUCUGUUAAGGUCAAAGCUGCCAUGGCGAAAUAAUGCUAAAUGCACAUCGGCUCAUUCUCACUUAGGUGAUAAAGUGUAUUUUGUAUGGCAUUGUGGUUUUUUGUCACAGAAAUGAAAAUUUUCUUUCCUCUUUAUAGGGAACUUUUAACAAUGUGGUGUUUUACAUGAAUUAUGAUGUUGAUUUAUUCAUUAAAGAUGAAAUCCUGACAUGUAGAUGAUGCUAUUCUGUUAAGACAUGUUAAAUGCGUUAUUUUAGUGAGAGUCAAAAAAAUAAAGUUAUAUUAUCAAUGA